GAAAUUUUUUAUUUAGAAAUUCCGCAUAAAGUUGUUUUUAUGAUUAUAAGUAGCAAGUUAUCGUUAUUUGUGUAAAUAUUACGAAUUUAAAGAUAAUUAAUAGUAUAAUUAAAGUGAUGAUAGUGAUAAAAUAAUCAAGUAUCAUGGAUAAACAAAAUGAAAUGCAAAAGUUAAAAUUAAAUGAAAUAAGUCAAGGCAAUAAACCGAGUACGAAUGAAUCAGGAUGCAUCCACUACAAAAGAAAAGCGAAAUUUGUGAGUCCAUGUUGUGGGAAAAUCUACGUAUGUAGGUACUGUCAUGAUGAUCUUGAGGACCAUACAUUUAAUCGAAAGAAUGUAACGCAGCUCAUUUGUACCGAAUGUGAUACAAGACAAAGAGUGCAAAUGAAUUGUGAAAAGUGCGGUAUAAAAUUUGGACGUUACACGUGUCUGAUAUGUAAUCUCUUUGAUGAUGAUGAUAAAAGUCAGUAUCACUGCGAUUCUUGCGGAAUCUGUAGAGUUGGUGGUAAGGAACGAUUUUUCCAUUGUGCAACUUGCAACAUGUGUCUACCAAUUCAGCUCAAACUUGAUGGGCAUAGAUGCGUUGAGAAUGUAAGUCGUUCAAAUUGUGCUGUAUGUCUCGAAGAUAUUCAUACAAGUCGAAUUCCGUGCCAUAUUCCAUCAUGCGGACAUCUUUUGCAUCGAACUUGUUUCGAACAGCUUCUUUGUUCUGGAUAUUAUGCCUGUCCAACGUGUCAACAAUCUAUGCUUGAUAUGAAGCAAUUAUGGCAGUAUCUUGAUAAUGAAGUCAACAUUACGCCAAUGCCGAAAGAGUAUGAUAACUUUUUUGUGGACAUUCUAUGCAAGGAUUGUCAUCAGGAAUCUACAUUAAAGUUUCACGUUGUUGGACUAAAAUGUCAAAACCGCGAAUGUGGUGGAUAUAAUACAACGAGAACACAGAAACGCAAAUCAACUAAGGAACCAGCCGCAGCAUCAACAUCAUCAUCAUCUAACGAUAAUGACACAAAAGAUGAUAACAACGAUGGUGCAUGCUCAUCAAACAACAAUAAUAAUAAUACAAGGAAUGAAGCUUGAUCUUCGAUCUUUUCCAUAUUUACAUUCCGAACUAACAGACGAAAUCAUUAAAACUAUGAUGAUUAAUUAUUGCUCAUUUUUUUAAACCUUACUGACUUUUUUUUUAAAAAUCAUAACUUAAAUAAUGUAUUAUUACUGAUUUAUGUUGAGCUAGUUGGAAAAUUUAU
Chironomus riparius is the source of this 1240-nucleotide messenger RNA. The record is from the annotation of a GenBank genome assembly. Lineage: Eukaryota; Metazoa; Arthropoda; Insecta; Diptera; Chironomidae.